UCUGAAGCUUUUGUAACUGCAAACGCAGGUCGGUGUAUAAUUGACCACCCAUGUCCGGCCGGCUGCUCCUGCUUCAAUACGGUUGUUGAUUGCAGCAAUCGGGGAUGGACCGAUUUUCCACGUGAAUUGCCGCAGUUUACUACCGAACUGCGUAUGUCCGGAAAUAAAAUCAGCAUCAUUCGCCGUUCAGCAAAUCUUCGUCUCGGGAAUCUCACUGUGCUGAUGCUAGAUGGUAACGGUAUCGAGUCUAUUGAAAGCAACUCAUUUGCUGGACUAAGGAAUUUGCGUGAACUGUAA
This is a messenger RNA of Gongylonema pulchrum, 297 nucleotides long. NCBI's taxonomy places the organism in Eukaryota, Metazoa, Nematoda, Chromadorea, Rhabditida, Gongylonematidae. The record is from the annotation of a GenBank genome assembly.